This is a messenger RNA of Aspergillus puulaauensis, 2067 nucleotides long. Its product is annotated as acetolactate synthase catalytic subunit. The record is from RefSeq and is a predicted model, not a curated record. The coding region runs from base 1 to 2067 and encodes 688 amino acids. The transcript is spliced from 5 exons. Gene Ontology annotation, molecular function: thiamine pyrophosphate binding; magnesium ion binding; flavin adenine dinucleotide binding. Gene Ontology annotation, biological process: L-valine biosynthetic process. Gene Ontology annotation, cellular component: mitochondrion; acetolactate synthase complex. Lineage: Eukaryota; Fungi; Ascomycota; Eurotiomycetes; Eurotiales; Aspergillaceae.
AUGAUGCCUCUAAGACCAUCAAAAAGUGCCCUGCGCACUCUUCACUACCAGAGAUAUCUUGCCUCUGGAAGAAGAACAUUUGCUUCUUCUGCGGUCACGACGCCCCACCGCUUUUCGACUCAGAAGCGCGAUCAGAGUACAGCUACGGCUACUGCCUCAACUACUCGACCUCAACCCAGCCCUGCCUUCAACCAAGAACCUAGCCGCAAUGAGGUUUCACCUCUUCAAAAUCGACAGGUUGCCGAGCUCGACGACUCAUUCGUCGGACUUAGCGGUGGUGAGAUUUUUCACGAAAUGAUGCUUAGACUGGGAGUAAAGCAUGUUUUUGGUUACCCAGGAGGUGCCAUUCUUCCCGUCUUUGACGCAAUUUACAACUCCAAGCACUUCGACUUCGUCCUCCCUCGACAUGAACAGGGUGCCGGCCACAUGGCGGAGGGUUAUGCUCGAGCUUCCGGAAACCCUGGAGUCGUCCUUGUCACUUCUGGCCCCGGUGCUACCAACGUCAUUACCCCCAUGCAGGACGCCCUAUCUGAUGGUACCCCGAUGGUUGUCUUCUGCGGUCAGGUCGUUACGAGCUCCAUUGGUACCGACUCUUUCCAGGAAGCUGAUGUCGUUGGCAUUUCUCGGGCCUGCACCAAAUGGAACGUUAUGGUCAAGUCUGUCGCCGAACUCCCCCGUCGUAUCCAAGAGGCCUUCGAAAUUGCAACCAGUGGCCGCCCUGGUCCCGUCCUCGUCGACCUUCCUAAAGAUAUCACCGCUGGUAUUCUUCGUAAACCCAUCCCAAUGCAGAGCACCCUUCCGUCUCGCCCAAGCGCUGCCACUAUGGCAGCCAAGGAAUUGAGCGAGAAGCAACUCCAAGGCACCAUCAGCCGCGUGGCUCGUCUCCUCAACGUUUCCAAGAAGCCCGUUCUUUACGUCGGUCAGGGUAUUCUUGCUCAUCCUGACGGCCCCAAGCUUCUGAAGGAGCUCUCCGACAAGGCCAACAUUCCCGUUACCACCACCCUGCAGGGUCUAGGUGGUUUUGAUGAGACGGACCCCAAGGCGCUGCACAUGCUUGGUAUGCACGGCUCCGCCUAUGCCAACUUGGCCAUGCAGGAAGCCGACUUGAUCAUAGCCAUUGGUGCCCGAUUUGACGACCGUGUGACUGGCAGCAUUGCCAAAUUUGCUCCCCAGGCCAAGCUCGCUGCCUCGGAGAACCGUGGUGGUAUCGUCCACUUUGAGAUCAUGCCCAAGAACAUCAACAAGGUGGUUCAGGCCAACGAAGCUGUUGAGGGUGACUGCGCGGAGAAUAUCCGUCACCUUCUGCCUCUUGUCCACGCUGUUCCCGAGCGUCCAGAGUGGUUUGCCCAGAUCAACGACUGGAAGUCUCGGUUCCCUCUCUCGCUCUACGAGAAACAGACCCCUGAGGGCGCCAUCAAGCCCCAGGCUCUGAUUGAAAAGCUCAGCGAUUUGACUGCUCAUAUGAAGGACCGUACCAUAAUCACCACUGGUGUUGGUCAGCACCAAAUGUGGGCCGCCCAGCACUUCCGCUGGCGUCGACCUCGCUCCAUGAUCACCUCCGGUGGUCUUGGUACUAUGGGUUACGGUCUUCCCGCUGCCAUUGGCGCCAAGGUUGCCCGUCCCGACUGCCUUGUUAUUGACAUUGACGGCGAUGCCUCCUUCAACAUGACCCUCACCGAACUCACCACUGCGGCCCAGUUCAAUAUCGGCAUCAAGGUUCUCCUCUUGAACAACGAAGAGCAGGGCAUGGUUACCCAAUGGCAAAACCUUUUCUACGAAGACCGCUACUCUCACACACAUCAGAAGAACCCUGACUUUGUGCGCCUUGCUGAAUCUAUGGGUGUUGCUGCCGACCGUUGUGCCUCACCUGCAGAUGUGGAGGCCAAGCUGAAGUGGCUGAUUGAGAGCGAUGGCCCCGCCCUGCUUGAGGUAUUUACCGACAAGAAGGUUCCCGUGUUGCCUAUGGUUCCUGGUGGUAGUGGCCUCCAUGAGUUCCUCGUCUUUGACGAAGCCAAGGAUCGUGAGAGAAGGGCUUUAAUGAAGAAGAGGAACCCCAACGGCGUUUAA